Cyphellophora europaea CBS 101466 is the source of this 1698-nucleotide messenger RNA. RefSeq lists its product as uncharacterized. Bases 1 to 1698 code for a protein of 565 amino acids. Gene Ontology annotation, molecular function: poly(U) RNA binding; poly(A) binding; mRNA 3'-UTR binding. NCBI's taxonomy places the organism in Eukaryota, Fungi, Ascomycota, Eurotiomycetes, Chaetothyriales, Cyphellophoraceae. The transcript has 5 exons. Gene Ontology annotation, cellular component: cytosol; ribonucleoprotein complex; nucleus. The record is from RefSeq and is a predicted model, not a curated record.
AUGUCUGACAAGACCUCGGUCCAGAACGGGCACGCCUACCCCAACUAUCAGCCAAACCGUGGGUCGUAUCAGGGCUACCAGAACUACUCCAACUCCGGCACUGGCCAAAAUCCGCUGGGCAACAUGCAGAACCUCAAAGCCAGCCUUCCGCCUCAGGUCACUUCGGAGAACCUCACCGCUGGUGACAGCCGUCAGAUGUACAAUGAUCCAGGCCUUGUCGUCUACAACUCAGGCCAAACCAUCCCGGUGAACAACUACUAUAAUCAGAAUGCAGCUGCUGGCAACCCUCCUCAGCUGCCCUACAUCCCAGCCAACAUGCUGUCGGCCUAUUACGGUGCCCCUGGCAUGGCAGCUGGCGCCAUGCAAGGCUACGGUUGGUCAUAUCCAGUGGCACCUGCUGUUGCCAAUGUGGACCCAGCCCCUCGCCUUUCGUGGUCCUCUGAAGACAAUCACUCGCCUCCUCAAACUGCCACCCAAGAUUAUUACACUCCUCUGUCAUACGUGCCCAUCACAGCAUCACAAAGCCAGCACUACAUCGUCGGUCCCAUCCAACCUAUGAAGUGUGCAGACAACAAGUCAUACGAAAUGGUGAAUCUCGACGAGCUUGUUUCGCGUGAGCCACCCAUUCCGCGUGCCGUUCCUGCGUUGUGGACCAACCAAGAAGAGAUCAGUCUGGCCAAGUGUCUUCAGAACCCGGAGGGCAUCACCAACGUCUACAUUCGAGGCUUCAUGCCAGACACUACCGACAAGGAUCUCGAAAGCUGGGCCUCUCGCUUCGGCGAGAUUGAAUCUUGCAAGGCCAUCAUCGAGCAAGACACCGGCAACUGUAAAGGAUUUGGCUUUGUCAUGUACUACUCGCCGGCUGCGGCUGAGAAUUGCAUUCGUGGCUUCUUCCACCUCGGCUUCCAGGCGAGCUAUGCUCAGAAGUCCCGCAACUCGCGUCUCAAGGAUCUGGAGGACAGAUCAUCGACCAACAUCUACUGUACCGGUGUUCCAAUAGAGUGGAACGAAUCAGACCUCGCCAACCACUUCCGUCCCUACAAUGCUAUUUCCACGAAGAUUUGCCGUGACGUACCAUCAGGAGUCAGCAAGGAAGUCGGGUUUGCCAGAUUUGAAACUCGUGAGAUUGCGGAACGUGUUAUUCGCGAGUUCCACAGCUAUGUAGUUGAGCACGACUCUGUCAAGCUCUGCCUCCGCUUCGCCGAUACCAAGGCACAAAAGCAGCUCAAGCAGCAGAGCCAGGAACGACGCAACUGGCGCAGCCGCGAGUACAGCUAUUCGGUCGAGCAUACACCUUCUCCCACCCUGAGCCGUCUCCAAGGUGUCGCUCACCAGCUCAGCCCCAAUGGCAGCUACCAAUCGCCAGCUGGGGCUAGCACCAAUUUCACUCCUGCAACGUCCGUCUCACCUCCGGAUGCCAAUGGUAUCAACAAGUCUGUUCCCAAUGCUCGUGCCAACGCUUGGCCGAUGCAAGGAGGACUGCAGUCAAUCACCAACGCAUCGACUACCUGCAGCCAACAGCCUUCAACCCGUGGCUAUGUCGACGUCACCAACAAGGCUCCCAUCGUAGAGGUCAUCCCCGAGCAUGCCGAGGUCAGCAUUAACACCGAAACUCCCAGCCCGAAAAAGGUCACAAUCAAGGUCGAGCCCGCCAGCGGCAAGGAGAACGUGUCUGUCCAUGUCCAAGGCCAGAACUGA